CUCGUUGCCUGACCUUGGUCCAGGCAAGCGGCAGCUUCCUACCAAGGGUCGGGGCUGCUCUUACUUGCGAUGGCGAGCAGUAGCGGCUUGACGGCGACCUCUCAGGGCGAAGAAGCUCUCGUCGCUGGCAGUCGCCGGAUCUCAGCCGCUUGCUCAUGGGAAUGUCGGGCGGAGCUGGCGAGCGUCGUGCGCCUCGUCUCGGAAGAGGAAUUCGGCGGCGCCUGGGAGCUUUUGGGGCCCCCGCCGGACGGUGAGAAUGUUGUGCUUCUUGAAGGACGCUUAAACAAUGACAGUAUCGCUCCAUGUUUACUGUACUUGCACUGUGACCCCCAUGGAUCUGAAGAAAUUGUUGGUCUUGGUAUUGUGAGUGAGGCGCGGAACAUGGAAGUCUACAUAGGAGAAGAAUACUGUGCAACUGGGAGGGGAGAGAAAAUCUUUACCAUUGAACAUGGCAGCAAAAAUGACCAAGUUACUUUAUACAAAAAAUAUCUUAGAUUGGAGUGCUCCACAGCCUCUUGUAAGAUUAAGCUACUGUCCAUCAGUGAAAAAGAAAGAGUACUCCUCAGUAAAAUCAUAGUCCAAGUCAAAUUAGUUUGUACAAAACCUAUGCCAGCCUUUGCUGGACUAGGAUCAGGAAUAGACCUAGACAAAGUACAAAUUAUAAUGGAAUCCAUGGGAUCAAAACUAUCACCUGGUGCUCAACAGCUUCUGGAUAUGGUUCGUUUUCAACAGAAGAAUGGACUUCCUUUUGGAGGCAAGUUACAAAAUAUACUCGGGAGAAAUGGACUUGUAUCUGAAAAUAACCAUGCCAUUGAUGGAUUGAAAAAAUCACCUGAUUUUGGGAGAUUAGACCACGUGCCCAAUGGGCCUUCUUUUCUAAAAGCUAAUUCAGCAGCUGGAACACUUCUACAAGACUUAAAGAUACACACCGAUAUGAACAAACAGGCUCCUGGUACAGAGCCUAUGUUUGAGCCUCCAGGGCUUCAGACUCCACAGCCCAGUGCUGUAGUUUCUCAAAAUAACUUUAAAGGCUUGGUGUCGUCUUUUUUACAACAGCAAGGAAAAGAAAACUCAGAUAUGCCCAAUUCCACGCUGCUGCUUCCAUUGCUUCAGACUGUAUGCGGUCAAGUCAAUCGUCUACGAAUAGACGAAAGGAGUAAACAAUGUGAGAACAAUUCUGUAUCUGAAGAUCAGGGGAUUCAAACUGUUAGCAGUGCAGAACAGCAACCUGUUUGCCUCUACUUGGAAAAAUUCAUCUCCAAAAACAUGGAACUGAUGGAGAAGAGAUUAAUGGAGAAUAUUGAUCUGCAUAUGCAGAAACUUCAGGAACACGUAGAUAAUAAAAUUGCUGCAAUAAUGGAUUUUGUUCAGAAUUCCAAUAAUGUUUCACAAGAACAUAAUCCUUUAAGAGAAGAAACCUCAAAUGGGAAGAGGUAGACAAUCAUUGAGAAAUGGAAAACCUCAACGUAUGUGUUUUCCAAGGGCAAGUAUUUAUUUUGCAAGUUUUUGAAAGCUGUAUGCGUACAAGCUUGUAAGUAUUUAAAACCUCAAAAAUUAUACCUGUUACUGUAAUUUUCCCAGUAUUGUACACUAAUGUUAGUGUUUGUAUAUCUGUAACUUGCAAAAAUACCAAACCAAUAUUUUUUACAGUUCAGAUAAUUUUUUACAUCUUCAUAUAACUUAUUUAUUCAUAAACAUUUAAAAGAUGUUACCUUUUUGGAUGUUAUUCUCAUAUUUAAUUAUGGAGAAGUACUUUAAAUAAAGCAAUUCACAGCUUUA
This is a messenger RNA of Elgaria multicarinata webbii, 1779 nucleotides long. It is a transcript of the gene C8H10orf88, whose product is annotated as chromosome 8 C10orf88 homolog. Bases 70 to 1437 code for a protein of 455 amino acids. The transcript is spliced from 6 exons. NCBI's taxonomy places the organism in Eukaryota, Metazoa, Chordata, Lepidosauria, Squamata, Anguidae. The record is from RefSeq and is a predicted model, not a curated record.